GUUUGCCGACCUUUUUCCCCCAAUUUCCCUUUUGUCACUAGAUCUGUUUUAAUUUGCAGGCAUUCCUCUAUCUAGCUAGGGUUUCCUCUCCCUUUGCCGUCUCACAAUCACACAUUAUUUCAAUAAAGUAGCUAGAUCCUAAGGAAUUUUCACCUUCCUGUGGCUGCAGUGUUCACCCUUUUCCCCAGGUAAGGUACGAAUCGAGGGGACCAGAGACUGAAAUUACACUCUUUACACAAGAGAGGAGAAGUCAAAAAAGUUACUGCAGAGAAUUAGGGAUGGCCUCUUCCAGCUAUUCUACUCCUUGUGCAGCCUGCAAAUUCCUGAGGAGAAAAUGCGUACCGGAUUGUGUUUUUGCGCCUUACUUUCCACCGGAGGAGCCACAGAAAUUUGCCAGCGUUCACAAGAUAUUUGGUGCAAGCAACGUCAGCAAGAUUCUGAAUGAAGUUCCACCAGAUCAAAGAGAAGAUGCAGUGAACUCUCUGGCAUAUGAGGCCGAGGCGCGGAUGAAGGAUCCUGUCUACGGCUGCGUUGGAGCCAUUUCAGUGCUUCAACGACAGGUUAUAAGGCUCCAGAAGGAAUUGGAUGCCACCAAUGCCGAUCUGUUCCGAUACGCCUGUGCUGAGUUGCCAGUGGCGGCGGCACAAUUUGGAAGAAGGGGAUCAGCUGGGAAUAAUGGAGGUGGCCAGUUUAAUCCAAAUUAUGAGUGUUAUUAUCCUAAUUCUCUGUGGAGUAAUGAAGAUACCAGUGGGAAAAGUGAAGGUAAUUAACGUGUGUGAUAUGCAUAUGAUGUUCAUAUGAUGAAGUUGCAUUCUAUUCUAUGCGCAAAUUUAGUAGGAGAAGUUCCAUCUAGGGUUUCUUAUAUUGUGAAAAUAUUUAUAAAGGGAGACCAUGCCCAGUUAUUUGUAAUUACACAUCCCCUAAUAACUUGUCAGGCUUUCUCUUAAUUACCUUUCUUUGAUAUAAUAUAAUAUAGCAGUAGUCAUAUC
This is a messenger RNA of Rubroshorea leprosula, 989 nucleotides long. The record is from the annotation of a GenBank genome assembly. Lineage: Eukaryota; Viridiplantae; Streptophyta; Magnoliopsida; Malvales; Dipterocarpaceae.